GAAGGGGAGGGAUCUGGUGAGAGGCAAAGACAGAGUGGAGGGAGGGGCACGCAGAGGGAUGGAUGUGCUUGUCUUCUGCCGUGGUCUGAUCGACGGCAGGGGGGUUAUGGUCUAUGAGAUGAUCCACCAGCGGGACGGGUACCACACGAGGGACUUCGAGUUCGCGAAUGGCGUGACACGUCGCUCCAUCCGUUUCUAUGAAGUCGAUGUCGAUGGGGUCCCCUCUAUGAAGAUAGAGGUGGGGUUGGGAUUCUUCGGAAACGAACUGGGACAUGUGCUCAUCUUCGUCACGAAGGUCGGGGAUGUGAUCCCGAACGAGUGGGGCAGCCAUCCCGUUGAUCUGGCGGGGGAGAUCGUGCUUCUUUACAUCUCCACGCUUGCCGACCUGUACGCAGGCCGCCUGGAUCCGCUCCCGUUUUGGAGGUGCACUCUUGAUCCGCCGUUGGUGGGCAGGCCGUAUCUGCACGGGGAAAUGAUGAUGAUGAUGAUGAUGAUUAUGAUGAUGAUGACGAUGGUGACGAUGAUGACGAUGAUGACGUUGGUGAUGGCGAUGAUGAUGGUGGCGAUGAUGACGUUGAUGGUGAUGUUGAUGAUGAUGGAAAUGAUGAUGAUGAUGAUGAUGAUGAUGAUGAUGAUGAUGAUGAUGAUGAUGAUGAUGGCGAUGAUGUCCCCGACGAUGAUGAUGGCGAUGAUGUCCCCGACGAUGAUGAUGACGAGGAUGAUGGUGAUGAUGGUGAUGAUGGUGAUGAUGGUGAUAAUGGUGAUGAUGCCGUCCACUCAGGUGAAUCGUCCCAACGGCACAAGUAUCGACGAAUUUUGAAGUCAUUCCGUUACGUAUAUAAACGAACUCGUAAAGGAGUCGGUGGUUUUUGUAACCCGUUUCGGAUUCUGCGUACCGGUUGUUGUUGUUGUUUUUUUUUUUUUAUGUUUGUUUGGGUUACGUGCAUGUUUGUGUUUGUAGCCGUCGUCGCUAUUUUGUGUGUUUCGCCCUUAAACCAAUUGCUAGGCGGCGUCUUUACCCGGACACCGUGCUGCUAUUGUGCUCCGAUUUCAUGUUCUCAUUGGGUGUGUUGAAGGCUUUUGUCGGGAAUUUUACAUUCGGUUGUUCAUGGUCGUCCAAGGAAUGAUCAUCGUGUGUGCCAAAAACUUUCCACGUCCGGAUGUUAUUGGUGGAAACUUGUCUCCCGCUUUCUGUAAAGAUAUGUGUUCAAAUCUUUACAUGCAUGGGUGAAUUAAUAUGUUCGUAUGUUCAUAUGCAUGGGUGGUAUAUCAUUUCCAAUUAUACAUUUCGCAACAUUAAUUGCUUGAAUUCAUAUGCUUUCUGUGCAUGGGUGAACAAAGAUUACAUUAUGAG
This is a messenger RNA of Chara braunii, 1354 nucleotides long. Lineage: Eukaryota; Viridiplantae; Streptophyta; Charophyceae; Charales; Characeae. The record is from the annotation of a GenBank genome assembly.